AUAUGAUCAAUUUCUCUUUCCCUUUCUCUCUCUUCACCUUUUUCAAAUGUAAACUAAACCUUUGAAGAGUUGUUGCAAUGUCAUUGGGGAAUGCUCUUGCCAGGCCUGUGCACGAGGCCCUGAGUUUGAAUCCCUAGCACCCAUGCAAAAGCUGAAUGUAUAAUUGUGAUACUCUUAGGGUGGGAUGGAACGAGGCAGAGACUGGAGAAUUUCAGGAAACUCGUGGGCCAGCUGACCUGGCAGGUGGCACUGUGAGCAACUGACAUUGUCUAGGCUGACACCUGAAGAUGUCUCCUUGUUUGCAUAGGCGAACUCUGGCAUCAGUGUGUCUGCAUGCACAUACAUGGGCACACAUACACCCACGUUUAGUACACACAUACAUAUUCUGCACACAUAUGUCACACCCACAAAUUUGAGAGAAGAAAAGGAAAGCUACUGUCUAGUAAAUUAUGUACCGUAGUUAGGAGAUUGUCUGCUUUUCCCAUUUCCAUUUUAAACUCUGAAAAUUGUGUCUGCUCCCCAUUACUAUUUUAAAAAUGAUUUUCCGUAAAUAUUCAUAUUAUAGGAUAUUGGUUAAAAGAUUUUUGUUUAUUCUUCUCCGUGAUGAAAAUUCCAUUUUUAUCUUCUUCUUCCCUACUGAAGCAAGAACAGAAACGACAUUGUCUAGUUUUACUCAUUUGUAUUUUUGCGUUUUUGAAGGGAUUGAAAACGAGGGCAGUGGUGACAGUGUAUAGUGUGUAAAGCAUUUGUGUCACCAGCGUGAGAACCUGAGUUUGAGUUUCUUAGGACCCAUGGAAAAGGGGACACACGCACACACUUGUAAUCUUAGCACUUGGGAGGUAGCGAGAAGUAGAGGAUUCUGUGGACACACACACACACACACACACACACACACACACACAGAGAGAGAGAGAGAGAGAGAGAGAGAGAGAGACUGAGAGCGAGCUCAUUCCAGCCUAGCCAGUGGCAAGGAGAUAGGUAUAUUUUUUUAGACUCAUUUUUCUCAAUCGCUGAUGAGUCUUUUUCUGAGGUGUCUGCUACAUACCAGGCUUCUGCCAGAUCCUCCUACAGCAACGACUGGAGUAGGAACCGUAUUUCAACAGCAGUGGACUGUCAAACUCUUAACUCUUUUAAAAUCACUCGGCCAGCUUGGGCAUUGCCUUCUUGCUUAUUCUGAGAGGCUAGGGAGAGGGUACUGGUCUUCCAGCGUGGGCUCUCACUGUCCACACUUGGUGAGGCUUUGCUGGCCUUUACUUUUGCCAGCAACUGGUGAAGAGUUCACACUGUUGACAGGGUUAACUCUGGGCCUUUCUGCUCCGUUUUGGGUUUGCUGAACUGGUUAAAUUAGGUCCUUGUUCAUCGGCUGUUUUCAUUUUCCCCACACCUCGGUGGCUGCGGAGCGGGCUCAUCUCUUACAACCAAAACAAGCAAAACUCCUCUGCACUGUAGUUAGACUUACUCUUUAGGACAUAAACUUGAGGUGGGUUUUGGCAGACACCUUAGUUGACGGUUGUUGCUUUCAGAACUCUUUGUUGUUGAGGGUUUUAUGCCAAACACUGCCGCCUCGUGUCUCUAAGGCCUGUCAAGUCUAGUACGGCGCUUGCCCUUGAAGUCUCCUGCAAUGAUGAGCCUCCUUGGAUUCCCAGGGUACCACGAAGCAGGUCUUUUAUGUUCUUCUAAUUCCCUUUGUACCAGUGUUAUUCUUUCUGUCAAAUUAGUACUCAUCUUCCAAUUGCAAAUAUAAAUCUUCUAAAGAAUUCUGUAUCUGGCCUGCGUCCGAAGCCUUAACGAAGUUCCAUGACCAGUUUCUGUGUCAUCCCCUGUGCCACAAUGAUAUGUAGUCAUUGCUGUGGUUCUGUGCCUAACGUGAAACUCCAGGAAGAAAGGGGCUAUAUGUUUUGUGCAUGGUUGGAAACAGAAUUCCUACCACUUAAUAACUAUUUGUCAAAUAAAUUAACAGAUUCCUGAAUGGACCACAUACAUUUAACUCACUGGAUUUAAAAAUUCUGAGUUAAUAUAUUUAUAGAUUAAUUGAACAUAUAACUAUACUUAGAAUUGUGAACAUUAAGACUUGAAAGGCAGAAACAUUAAUAAUCUUGAUCUGUUUUUAAUUAAAAAGGAACUGAUUCAUUAAACAUUUAUUGAACAGCUACUCGCUGCAAAAGACCAUUAUGUCUUGUUGCCCUGAUUCCAGGAUUUAAUUUAAGUUCGUCUAUAUUUUCUAAAAUAUAAUCAUCUUCUUUUCUUACCUUCAAUUCAUCCUAUGAGAAUUCAGACUAUUUUUUGAUACUUUACCAUCUCAGAAUUACCAUCUUAGUCAACAUUUUGCUGUAACUUAGCGUCACUGUAAGAGCUGGUAGUUAAUACUACGUUGGGGUUAGCACAAGGCAGGAGUAUGGAUGGGGGUGGUAGGCACUUCACAAUAAAAACUGGUUGCAAUGAGUAUUUGUAUUCGUAACAUUCGUGAGAUAUUUUCAUAAAUUUGAUUACACUUCACAGAAGAGAAAAGGACAAGCUAAUCUUAUUUGGAUGAAGUCUAUAUUUAAUUUGUAAUUUGUAAGUCUUGGGAAGUUUGUUUCCUGAGGCUACUGUAACAAAUUGCCAUGGACUCAGUGAGUUCUAGACAGCAUAAGUCUUGACAACAUAGCCUCUUACACUUCUGUAGGUUUAAAUUAAUUAAAAUCAAGUUUAAUUAGGUAACAUAAUUUAAAUUAGGUUGUUCGUGGGUUCGGAAUCCACCUGAAGAGAAAUGUGCCGAGCAAUCUGUCCAUCUCUUGGAGCCACCUGUUAAGCCUGAAGUCCCUCGGUUUGUAGUGAUGAUAGUCUGCUUUUGCCUCUACAUUCCCGUGUUCACAUGACCUUAAUUGUCUCUUUGUGUCUGUCUGUCCACAUUUCCCUGUGCUGAUACUGACACUGGCCAUUUGAUUAGCACUAAUGCUAACUCCGAAUGAGUGCAGCUUAAUUACACCUGUGAAGAUUCUGUUUGCACCUGAGUGUCCUCUUCCUGGGUUCCAGUAGAUGGGAACCUGCUGGGAGGACCGCUUCUACCCAAUCCCACCUCUUGUCACACACAGUGAUUGUAUAAAAAUAAGCUCUCCUGUGUCCCUCUACUGAACACACACAGAGGUGAGUAUGAUCAGAGGAAUUGCAGGGACAUGUGUGAUGAGGGUCAGAGUGUCUUUCCUCUUCCUUCAUAUUUCUCUCUCUCUCAAAUAUAUUUUUAAGAGUCCCUCAGUAUUCAUUUGCACAUCUCUGUAAGACUGACAGCCCGGCUCCCGUACUUCCUUCUUUUUUUUUUUUUUUUUUUUGUAGUGUGUGUGGUAUAUGUAUGUAUACAUGUGCACAUGGGUACAUGUGUGCAUAUGUGUUCUAGUAUGUUUUGAGGACAAAAGUCAACACUGGCUACCUUCCUCGGCUUCUUGACCCCUUAUUUUUUGAGGCAGUAUUUAUCACUAAACCUCAAACUCACUAAUUUGGCCAGAUUGGUUGACCAACAAGCUGGGGAAGCACCUCUGCUCCAUAGAAACAGAAACCACAUUCUAGGAAAUCUUACCCAUCAUGCUCUUGAAAUCUUACCCAUCAUGCUUUAGAAAUGCCAAGGGCUUAAUUCCCGAGGAGAGAGCUCAGGCUUGCCUUCAGUGACUCACGUCUAGUCUAGUGUGUCAUUUUUUUUUUAAGUUCUAAAACCUCUCCUGGAUUCCCUCUGCAUACUAAUUUGCACGCGCCCACACAACAAUAACAAACCUAAUUAAUAGUAAGCCCUAAAUAAGCAGCUUCGUGUGCAAGUGUGUGUGUGCUUGUUCGUGUGUGUGUGUGUGUGUGUGUGUGUGUGUGUAGGUCAGAGGUCAGUGCUUUGUUUCUUAGUUGCUCUUCCCAUUCGUUUUAGAGGCAUGGUCUUGCAUUGAACCUGGACCUCACCAAUUCAGCUAGCUGAGGUGGCUAGCGAGCCCCUGGCCUCCAUAUGUCCCUGCCUUGCCAGGGCAAGGAUUUCAAUGACAUUGAGGCUUUGUCAAGUUUUUGUUUUGUUUUGUUUUGUUUUGUUUUGUUUUGUUUUGUUUUGUUUUUGGUAGCCUUUGAGGGUUAGAACUCAGGUCCUCGUGUUUCCCACACCAGCGCUUUCCCCAUUCAGCCACCCCCUCAUCCUCCUGCCUCUGAUCUGUUUGGGAAGUUUAACCUUCAUUGCCUUCGUUCUUGAAUCUGGCCAAUUCCUCAUCAGAAUCUGUGGCUCUCACAGAGGUUAGGAUAAUGGGUUUUGAAUUUAUCAGGGCUCCUAGUACAUCAAAAGUACAGCUGGGAGUUUGGGACACGGCUCAAUUGGUAGAAUGCUUGCCUAACAUGCACAAAGCCCCGAGUUCGAUUCCCAUCACCACAUAGACUGUGUGAUGUGACGUGCCCAUAAUCUCAGCUAAUUUGAGUGGAGCACGGAGGCUCUAGACCAGACUUGGUCAGCACAGCAGGCUCAAAGCCAGCCUAGGACAUGUGGAAACCCUGUCUGAAAACUGUAUGAUGGGUCUGAGCGCAUCGAUUUAACAAUGGAGCUGUCUUCUGAGAAAGGCAUUCUCCAGUGGUCUUGACAUUGUGAGAACAGCCCAGAAUGCUCUUCUACUAAAGCAGAUGGUGGAGGUCGCGUGACACAGCCUUUUUGUGCAGGCAGGCAGAAUGUGUGGUAAACAGGGGGUGCAUGGGUUGCUUCUCAUGUAACACAAGUUUUACAGUACCCCGUUUUUAAUAAAUAGAAGGCUGUGCUCUAAAAUAGCAAUGAAAUAUGGGACAGCAAGCAUAUAAGCCCACAACCCAGUCUUUUAUUCCAUUGGCAGGUAUUCUAUGCUCUGUAUUAUGAUAUGCCCCAUAUUUCUUUAUGACCAGAACCACAAUCCAGUUGUUUACAUGGGGUUCUUCACCCUAUGACAUCACACUGCCUACAGUGUUUGCUGGCAGUAGAACCGUUUCAGGACCAUGGUUAGGAUCAUUGAGGGGCAUUGUCCUGCUGGUGGGACAAUCACGAGACAGCGUGAUGUAAGAUUUCUAGCCUGUUGGUGUCCUUGCAUGGCUCACUUCCUUCCGUCUUUGACACAUAUCGCUGUUCAGCAGAUUCAACAGUAUACCUCGGACCAUGCAGACUUGCAAAGCCAUUUCUUUACAGUUGGGAUGCGGCUGGAGACAUUGCAUAUAAGCGAUCCUUUUCAUAUCUACCCUGCAUCAGUGACCAAGGUUUUUAAUAGUAAAUUUUUCCAAGUGGCCAUUGAUGACCUAAGACCUGAAGCUGAUAAACCCACGAUGCUGUGCCAUGCAGAUUCUUUGGGGAUUUUGCCAGUACAGUGGUGCCUUAAAAACGGAGUCAACCUCGCUCCUCCCAAAGGUUACUCAGGCCAGGAUUUUAACUGGGUGGAUUACCACAAGCAGCGUCAGGCAGAAGAAGCACCUCAUUUCUGCUUCAAAAAUGCAUUUUCUCGGGGCUUCUCAAAGAACAUGAAGCUUGAAGCUGUGAACCCUGUGAAUCCAGGAGAGGUGUGCGUGGCCACUGUGGUCAGUGUGAAAGGGCGGUUGUUAUGGCUCCAUUUAGAAGGUCUGGAGACCCCAAUGCCAGAUAUCAUCGUGGACAUGGACUCCAUGGAUAUCUUCCCUGUGGGCUGGUGUGAGGCCAAUUCUUACCCUCUGACCACACCAUAUAAAGCAUCCUCCAAAAGCAAGAGAAAGACUGUCCAUUUCAAGAUGGAAAAACAAUUAUUAUCCCCAGUGCCUAUUGAGAAAAUACCUCAUGAGCUUUGCUUGCUGCCGCCGCAGAUGGACAGUCCAGUCGGAGCCAUCAAUGCCAAGUACUGCUGCCCACAGCUGUUCGUCAACCACCGGUGUUUCUCAGGCCCAUUCCUGAACAAAGGAAGGAUUUCAGAGCUACCUCAGUCAGUGGGGCCUGGCAUGUGUGUGCUGGUGCUCAAAGAGAUUCUUACCCUCAUUACCAAUGCAGCCUACAAGCCCGGGAGGGUCCUGAGAGAAUUACAGCUGGUGGAAGACCCAGAGUGGAACUCCCAGGAGGAGAUUCUCAAGGCAAAAUACGGGGGCAAAACAUACAGGGCCGUGGUCAAGAUCGUGCGAACAGCAGACCAAGUGAUGAAUUUCUGCCGGCAAGUUUGUGCCAAGCUGGAGUGCUGUCCAAAUUUACUGAGCCCUGUGUUGAUCUCUGAAACCUGCCCAGAGAACUGUUCCGUCCACACCAAAACCAGAUACAACAAAAGGGAGAAGGGGUCAUCAUUGUCACCUGCAAGUGAACUAAAAGAUGAUUCUGCAUCCCAUGCCACCAAAUUGCAAAAGGCUAAGAUUCCUCAGACCUAUUAUUAUGGAAAAAGAAGAAGGGUCAUUCAGUCGUCACUUAGAGUCAGCAACAUCGAAACUCCACCAAAAUCAACCAGGAGAAGGAAACGACGGAAAUCAGUCUAUGUACAGAAGAGACGGAAAUCUGCUAUAGUCGUCCCAGCAGGUGUUCCAGCAGGCGUCCCAGCAGGUGUCCCAGAGGACAUCCCAGCGGGCAUCCCAGAGGGCAUCCCAGCAAGCAUCCCAGAGAGCAUCCCAGAGGGCAUCCCAGAGAGCCUCCCAGAGAGCCUCCCAGAGGCCAUCCCAGAGAGCAUCCCAAAGGGCUCAGCACAGAAAACUGAACAGGAGAAGCGAGAAACUCUGGACACUGCAAGGAAGAAAACUGGGUACCAUGGUCCGGCUUACCAGACAGACACCUCAGCAGCACAGGUGCCCUUUGCCCGGCCACGAAGGGCUGUAACCCUGAGGAGAAAUUCCGAGGCUUUGAAGCGACCUCCAGUGGAAAGGGCACGGAGGGUCCGCACAGUGCCAACUACUGCUUCUUCUAAUAACAGAGUCAAGGGUCCACUUGUUAGAAUUGUGAAACCAGAGGAUUCGAGCCAAUCGGAUGAGGAGAAACUGAUACUUGAGAGCAAUCCCCUGGAGUGGUCGGUGACGGAUGUGGUACGAUUCAUUAAGCUGACUGACUGUGCACCUUUGGCCAGGAUCUUCCAGGAGCAGGACAUCGACGGCCAGGCACUCCUCCUGCUGACUCUCCCGACAGUGCAGGAGUGCAUGGAGCUGAAACUGGGACCCGCUAUCAAGUUAUGCCAUCAGAUCGAGAGAGUGAAGGUGGCUUUCUAUGCCCAGUACGCCAGCUAACUCGCCCUUCUUGGCAGGUGUCGCCUGAUUCUGAUAAUGCUGUGUUUGUUGUAAAGGUUUCCAGGACUGAGACCUUAUUCCCUGGGCUUCGUGAAAUGGCACAGUCAUUGGUAAUCUUCAAAAAGCCAGAAGCCCAGGACCUCCUUUUUGCACCAGCCUAUUUGAUAGUCCUAUAUUUUUAAAGCACACGGAAGGAGCACCAGCAGCUCUGAUAGUAUUGUGAAAGUUCUGAGACCUUCCCUGGCUCAGGACCUCUGAGUUUCCUUCCCCCUCCCCCCAAUUCAAACCAGGCAGUUUUUUUGGAAGCCAGGUUUCCUUACACUAAGGUAGGUCUAGGUUCUUCGGAAACUAAGAUAAACUUAGUGUAUCUGAGAAGAAUACCUGUCCAUCUUGCUACCCGCUUUUGCCUGACUCAGACUCCAGCUCUCAUACAGCUCUGUCUGCCACACACGUGCAAGCAAUUGUGAUUUAGAGUCACCUCCUAUCCCAUUUGAUCUCACGUAAGCUCCAUUCUCCCACACAACUCUGGGCUCUGUUCAGCACUGUCUUCUGUCAGAGGUGCCUUUUCACAAGUAUGGCGGCUUACCACGAGAUAGCUACUGGGUAAGCAAAGCCUGGGACAUUUGCAAUAGCAAGCACCCUCUGUAGUCUCCUGCAGAGCCAUAGCUUCAAUGUUCUAAGAUCACUGUGACUGGUCAGGAGGACAGGACGCUGCUUUAGGGAAGUAUCAAAUUCCGUAUUGAAGAAAAGCUUUCAGAGGGCAUGUAUAGGAAGUGAUUUUGGGGAAGUCGUUUUUUGUUUGUUUUUUGUUUUGUUUUGUUUUGUUUUGUUUUUUUGUUUGUGAACUAGCUGUAUCCGCUUAGAAUGGUAACACAGAUGGUCGCUGCAAGCAGAUCCCUCUGAGCCUCUCUUCUGCUAGUGCCUGGCUUGCCACAUGGAAAGCAAGCACAAGGGAGCAGUAUUCCGUAGCAUAUGAUAGCAGAGCAAAUACCGGAUCUGGAUCUAGCUGAUUUCCAUCCAUUGGCUAAUGGCCAACUUCAUGUCCUUGGGUAACUUGCCACCACCCUGGAUCCAAGUUCCCAUGGAGGGGAAAAUUAGGACAUUUAGUAGUGAGGCACUGGUACCUUCUCCCUGCUCCUGUUAUAGAGGAGGCUACGUAGACCAAAAUGAGAAAAGGAAUGUGGCCACAGAAUGUAACCGUCCAGUUUCUGCCUUUCACUUUCUUGGGGGUUGCUUGUGAAAUUAGGCUAAGUCAUUUGUAGACUAAUCAGUGAUUGUAAGUUUGCCUGAUACUCAGCACACAUCUAUGUUUUCCUAUGAGCAGUUCAACCUGUGCCUGCAAAGCCAAAGGGGCUGAGGUACAUUAGAGCAUGGAGGACACCUCCACAUCUUUUGAAAUCCAGGCAAGGAGACCAAAACUUUCGCUCUGUUCACUUGUGCCUCACUUUGGAAGCUUAACUUCCCACCUAUCUGGGCCUUACUGGUUUACUUGUGGUUUUCCAUAGUUUUCCAUAAUUACAUUCAUCUUCUUUCUUUGACUAGAAUCACAACCAUCCCAGAGCAUGUAUGACAAGCUUGUGUUUUGGCAGCAUUUUAAGGCAUGGUGGUCCCUCAGGCUUUGAAAACGCCUCUUGCCUAUGUUAGUUACCCAUUCUCAACACUGGGCCAUGGCUGCAGAUGGAAUUGGAAAGUAAAAUAUUUGUGGCUGAGCCUCUUUAGUCUUCCCUGAAGCUGGCUUUCUAUGGUCAAGCUAUAAUUCUUUGGUGAAUAGGUAUGCCUAGGAACAACUGGUGGUUAGUCUGUGUCCUGUGUGGAACUGUAAGGAUGGAGCUGCCCCUGAUAGGCUCUGUGGAGUUGGCUUGCAUUUGGAUUUCUCUCUUCUAAGGUACAUGUUAAACCUUCCUCUGCCUUCUCAGCCACAUGCUUUUGGCCAUAAAUACUCAAUCUACCAGUUGGAAAGGGUAUCUAUUUCAAGAUGGGGUGGCGUUUUUCCCAUACUCACUCCUUCUUGAUUCUUCACUGUGGUCUUUUCCAGAUAAGUUACUUCUUUUGCAUCUGAAAUGGGAUGUGGCCAUGGCAUUGCUAGAAUAUGGUGUGCUUUUAGAACAAAUGUGGCCUUCUCAUGCCAUUUCCAGUAAUGACGCAGAGGAGGACGUGUUGCCUCAGAACAUGGGGACUUCCUAGAGGUCUGCUGAGCCCACAGAAAGAGCCAGGAAAGCAUUAACAGAAAAGCCUGUCAGGACAUGUCCACCACUGGUCAGAAACUCUUCUUCCCGUGGAACCAAAUGUCCCAGACUCUCUUCAUGCCUCAGCCUUGCAGUGUAGCAUAGGUCUCUCUCUGCACAGUGUUGGUUCCUCCAGCCUAACCUUUGGCUUUGGGAAGGAAGAGAUGACCGUAAUCUUGCAACAAGAGUGCCCAACCAGGGACCACUGUCAUCAUAGUGGCUCUCAAUGUGCAUGUCACACCCCCCCUCAGUAGACUUGAGUAUUUUGAUGACCAAAGAGGAUGAUUUUCCUCAGAGAGAAGUGCCAGCGCCCUCCAGAGCUGUGAUCCAGGAUGGCAUGCUCACGUGCGGAAUGCAAUUUUGCCACCGGUUUGUAAUGUGGGUUUUGUUUCUCUCUAGACUUGCCUCUCACUGCUUUUUGUCUGAAACACAGAGUUGAUUUCCGAGAAUGAUUGGGAAGAAAAGAAAUGGAUUUUUAUACACAUACACCAAAAAUAUUUUAAUGAUUCACUUGCCAAAUUACUUCCUGGGUGGUAUCAUUUCCUUAUCUCUCUGAUUAUCUUCUGGGACCCACGUCCUUUCCUCCACAUACCUACACCUUGGGUGCAUCACUCCAUUCAUGGCCUCCUGUUACCAACUGCGCAGACAUCACACAAUCCGUGCCAUGUGAUUGAGAAAUGGAAAUGCCACCUCAACUUAAAUAAUCACAGUUGGUCAUUUAUGCCCACUUUAAAAUGUAGGGAGUCUGUUUCGGCCCCUUUUCUGGAGUAUAUUUGUACCAUAUUGUAACAAAAUGAUCCUGGCCACAAAAUAAAACACACACUGAUCAAAGCCGGCUAUACUGGCAUUGCAUAUCUUUGCUAUUCAACAAUGGUGUCCUUCACCACAGUUUCUAAUCUAGAGCACGGAGAACUGGUCUGUCACUUUUAAAAUUAGAUGCCUUUGAUCAGAGUUUGACUCACAGACAGCAUUUGAGCUCUACAGCUAUUUGAGUCCCUAGACCUUAUUUGAUCAUAUUCAAAAGAUCAUUUCCCAUGCUUGCUUUGAUUUGGUCCUCAAUAAAUUAAAAUGAUCCACACUUUCACACUGCCACUUCUGACCUUCACUGCCAUCUUCAGACGGUUCCUUUUGAUCAGCCCCUGGAAGAUGGGUCCCUCCUAAUCUAUGUCAUAGAAUUUUGCAUGCUGUAUGAUUGGCUUUGUCUUCUAUCUCCCACCAAAUACCACUUCCUGAGAUUCAUCUCUGAGUUUUGCAAGCGCUCAGGGUUUUCAUACUUAUUUCAUAUAACACCCAUUUCUAUUCAUUUCUGUAUAAAGAACAGUACAGAACAGUAUCGGGAUCUUUGUUGGUUUGACAUUGCUGUUUUGGGUUAAGAUAUUGAGUCUAGGCUCCAAUUACUCUCUAUCCUGUCUUUAGAGAGCUGUGAUUGAGUGUGCUAUUAUUUGGAAGGAGAAAAUGUAAAUUGAGAUAGCUGUAGUGUUUAUGCCAGAAGUCUCUGGGGACAUCUACUGCUUGUGUCUCUUUGGUGCAAUAAUUAAAAUGGAAGGAGGAGCUGAACUGGGAACCCUACAGCCUAGUGAUUCUUCUACUUGCUCGCUAUAGCUUUCUGUUGGCAAAUUUUCUCAAAAGCACUCUCUUUAAUCAGAUUAACUUCUUAAACUGCUUAAUUCUCAUCGCUUCUUAAAACUAGGGUGGUUUGCAGGUAUCCAAAAAUAUGCUAUGACAGAACAAAAUUGUGGUAUUCAUGACCCAUUUAAUUUACUGAAAAAUCAUAACUGCUGUCCUGCCUGCUCUCCUUGGGUUUCGGUUUUAAAAGCCUUUGUGGUUGAAAUGAAUAACGAUUCGGUUUUCUGAACUGUACACAUCCUUGUUCAGUUUUCUUUUGAUGACUAAGGCUCAGUACCAGCGAGCUGUAGGCCAUGUCACAGAACCGAGGCAGAGCAGUGCUUUGAGUAGGACAACAAGGAA
Molecule: messenger RNA, 11363 nt
Organism: Mus musculus (house mouse)
Lineage: Eukaryota; Metazoa; Chordata; Mammalia; Rodentia; Muridae
Gene: Sfmbt2
Product: Scm-like with four mbt domains 2
Exons: 16
Coding region: 4957-7170 (737 amino acids)
Biological process (GO): regulation of DNA-templated transcription
Cellular component (GO): nucleus
Molecular function (GO): histone binding; transcription corepressor activity
Source: RefSeq, a predicted model, not a curated record